AUGGCGCUAGCGGCGGCCGGAACGCCGCAAAUCACGGCGCAACAGCCUAUGCAGAACGCCCCGCCACUGCAAAGCAACGGAACCACGCCGUUCGGCACCGCCGCCUUCCCCCUCCGCGCCGGCGCUGGCGGAGCCGCAUUCGACGCUCACUCGCUCGCGGCGCGCCACAUUGGGGGGCUAGUAGCCACCGGAAACACCUCCGCGUUUAACUCCUCUGCUGACGUCAUCUCCAGCAGCAACUUUGGCGAGAGCGCCUUCUCCGAAAGCGGCUGCGUCGGCGGCGGCGGUGGUGGCGGCGGAGGCGAGAAACUCAAGAACGAAAUGGAGGAUGGGUGGGAGUCCUUCUCACCCCAACCACGCCGGGCCGGGUCCCUGCCUGGCAGUACCACCACCACGCCGACCCUGCCCUCACCGCCUUUUUUUGCGGGUCAGCCGGCCCAGAGGCUCUUUGGCAGCCCCCCUGCUGCUGCUGCUGCGUCCAGUCUCGGACCCUCCAAGCUAGGAGUCACAGCCGGCCCUGCUACAGCCGCUACAGCCACUGCCGGCGCUGUCGGCGCAGGUGGGAGCCGGCGGAGUGGGUCCAACAGCGGCGACCGGGCGGCACGAGCCUCGGCCGGCGAGGAUUCUCCGGUUCGGCAGAGCGGGCGGCAGGGCGACGCUGCGAGCGGUGGCGAGGCGGGCGGGGCGGUGGUGCAGGCUACAGGUUCGGGAGAAGCCGGCGCGCACGGCAGGGAGAGCGGCGACAGGCUCGAUCAUGCGUCGGGCGGCAACUCUCGGCGGGUGGGCGGCAGCGCGGGGGAUUCCGGGCUUGGCGUGAAGGCGGAGAAGCGGCAGAUCAAGAUGAAAAGCCAUGUGGAGAGCCAACGACGCAAGCGUAUCAGCGAUGGGCUGAAGCGGCUGCGGGACUCGGUGAAGGGCACGGGUGACACUGCUACCAUGUUGGACGAGGCAGUGGCUUAUGUGGAAGGGCUCAAGGCUAGUGGAGACCUCAACAGGGGGCAGGUGCACCUCUCCUAA
Messenger RNA from Closterium sp. Naga37s-1, 1017 nucleotides. Lineage: Eukaryota; Viridiplantae; Streptophyta; Zygnematophyceae; Desmidiales; Closteriaceae. The record is from the annotation of a GenBank genome assembly.